Umbelopsis ramanniana AG is the source of this 812-nucleotide messenger RNA. RefSeq lists its product as uncharacterized. The record is from RefSeq and is a predicted model, not a curated record. NCBI's taxonomy places the organism in Eukaryota, Fungi, Mucoromycota, Umbelopsidomycetes, Umbelopsidales, Umbelopsidaceae. Gene Ontology annotation, cellular component: cytoplasm; nucleus. Gene Ontology annotation, biological process: microtubule-based process. The transcript has 6 exons. The coding region runs from base 12 to 782 and encodes 256 amino acids.
UGCUAUUCGGAAUGGAAUUCAAAUACCAAACCGUCCGAAGCAAAAAGAACAAAAAGAACGCCAAUAGAAAGAGGAACGUUGUAAAGGACAUUUCCGAAUGGACUGUUCAGGAUGUCGUUAAUGUGCUCGAUCGCCGAAGAGAAGCGCUUUUGGAUAGCUCUUUUUACACUGAUUUACUCGUGAUGUUGCAAGAUAAAGUCGUAGCAGAAUCACCGCACGAUAUAAUUUGUUACGGCGUUGGAUCAAUCCAAGAAUCCAAGAGUGCACAGUAUCAAUUUGUUCUGGCGUUGUUGAUGCGAGAUUUAUUAAAGUUGCCUGGGGCCUUGUACAUCUAUGAUCCCAUUUUCACUGAAUUAGAUAUCAAAGUAUGUGACCAUUACAAUAUGGAAGUUAUAAAAGACAAUGAGUACUGUCGACGGACAGUGGAAAAGCCGACAUUAUUUUACAUGCCGCACUGUGGAAAGAGCUUAUAUAGUAAUGCAUUGGAAGCGAACUGGAGCGCAGACCGGCUCUAUAAUGUUGUUGUGGUUGGCAACCGGUUUGAAAAUUACACGGAAGGGUUAUUAGACAGGGAAUUAAAACGUGAUUGCCCGUACUUGAUACCUGCGGUCAAAGUGGUUGCCUGUACACCAUUUCCCAAUGAAUUCGACAACAAUCAAAUUUUCAAUGACCUUUGCAUUCAAACCUUCCCAAAGGAUACCCUUGCCGACGUCGAAGAGAGCUUUUGGCAAAAGCUGGAAAGUGCCAAAGAAAACGAUGGCAACAAAGACGAUGUAAUUUAGAUAUUGUGCCCCACCUGUAUAGACUGCCAU